This is a messenger RNA of Anopheles gambiae (African malaria mosquito), 3054 nucleotides long. Its product is annotated as uridine phosphorylase 1. Bases 628 to 1665 code for a protein of 345 amino acids. The record is from RefSeq and is a predicted model, not a curated record. The transcript has 8 exons. Gene Ontology annotation, biological process: uridine catabolic process; nucleotide catabolic process. Lineage: Eukaryota; Metazoa; Arthropoda; Insecta; Diptera; Culicidae. Gene Ontology annotation, cellular component: cytosol; cytoplasm. Gene Ontology annotation, molecular function: uridine phosphorylase activity.
CUUCUUCCAGCCAUCGAUGUCAAGCCCCACUGACGUGGAUGAACUGUGGUGAACUUUCAAUGCGCUGCGGCGCCCUAAUCCUGCCUCCAACGGAUUUUGCCCGAACCGCCAAUGAUGGCCAAUGUGGGGCGAGUGUGUGCGCUUCGUGGAGAAUAACGUACGACACCAAUCCCUCGGCAGGGUUAUCAGUUGUCUGUAAAUAUUUCAUCUCGCGAUAAUUUUCCUAUCGUCGCCCGAAGAAAAACAAACCACAUGACCCCCGGUGGUAAUGUGCGUGUGGUGGAAGGCCACGAAACCGAGGGCCCGAGUCGGCGCACUACAUUUUUGUCACGAAUGGCGGGCGCUCCCAUCCUUCCUCUCACUCUCUCUCUCUCUCUCUCGAUCACCGUCCUGCUCAUAAACUUUGAGGUUGAAAAAUUUCGUAGCAUAAUGACUAUGCUAAAGCAUAUUUGGAGUAAAUAGUUUUGGCAGCGCUCGUCGGGCCCGGUUCGGUUCUGUCCAUCUACGCUCAGUAACUUCAGCGGCGUUACUCUUUGUUCGUCGUCCCUUCCUCUACCAUUUAUCUUUCGUCUACGAAAACGCUAUCCUGUGUAUCCUGUAACCGCCGCUAGCUGAAACUAUCCAAACAUGUCCUGGAUCUACCGCUCCUCCGUAUCUGAAGACGAGGAAAGAGACGAAUACAACGAUGGAUCGGUCAAGCUGCGCAAUCCCAACAUUGAGCUCAUGGACCAAGACAUCCUGUACCAUCUGGCGCUCGGUAGCGGCAGCCACGAUCUGCACGAAAUGUUCGGCGACGUGAAGUUCGUCUGCAUGGGCGGCACGCCGAAGCGCAUGGAAACGUUCGCGCACUUUAUAAUGGACGAGAUAGGCUACAAGCUGCCCGCCGGCACCCAGCUGCAGGAUAUCAGUGCAUUUUCCUAUCGCUACUCAAUGUACAAGGUUGGUCCAGUACUCUCCAUCAGCCAUGGUAUGGGCGUACCGUCCGUCGGCAUUCUGCUGCACGAGCUGAUCAAGCUGAUGUACCACGCCAAGGUGAAGGAUCCGAUCUUCAUGCGGAUCGGUACGUGCGGCGGUAUCGGUGUCGAGGGCGGCACCGUCGUCAUCACGGAGGACGCGUACGACGGUUUGCUCCGGAACAGCUACGAACUGGCAAUUCUUGGCAAAAUCGUUCAUCGUCCGGCUAUUUUGGACAAGCGGCUGGUACGCGAACUGAAAUCGCUAGCCACGCAAGAUGAUCCGUACGACACCAUCAGCGGCAAAACGAUGUGCACCUACGAUUUCUACGAAGGCCAGGGCAGGCUAGACGGUGCGUUCUGCGAGUUUACCGAAACGGACAAAAUGGCCUACCUGGAGAAGCUGCGCGACUUUGGCGUGGUUAACAUCGAGAUGGAGUGUACCAUCUUCGCGGCGCUGACGCACUACGCCGGCAUCAAGGCGGCGAUCGUCUGCGUCACGCUGCUGGACCGGCUGAAGGGCGACCAGGUGAUGGCGCCGAAGGAGGUGAUGAACGAAUGGCAGCAGCGGCCCCAGAUACUGGUGUCCCGGCUAAUCAAGAAGCAUCUCGCCCAGAUGGGCCAGCUCAAGUCGCUCGCCUCGACGCCCUCGUCCAUCAAGUCGCCGCGCCGAUUUAAGCUGGUCCAGCAGGAAUCGGAGGCGCACGAGUAAGGCACAGCGCGGGUGCAACUAGCAUCUGCUAGCAGCAAAUCAUCCCUUCUCCCCUUUCCCAAUCCUGCCCUGCCCCCCAAGCCCCUGAUUGCCCGAAUGGAGGCUCAGCAUCUGCCACGAUAUUUUCUGUUUCUGUUGUUUGUUGUGUUUUUAACCAGUAUACAGGCUAGAAUAUUUCUCACUAACCACGUGUGCAUCUAUGGCAUGCAUAUCCGUAACAUUAAUCGCGUUAUUAAAAAGACAAAUAAAGAGUAGCAAAUAAUACAAGCAGUCCUAGCAAAACAAAAAAGCAAAGGAAAUAGAGAGAGAGAGGAAGCAUUGGAGGCGGUAUUGUGGUAAAGCAAAGCGAGGGGAUUAAACACUAAACACACGCUGAUACAUACGAAAAGCGCAUUACGCCAAUAUGAAUAGAUCGUGACAGUGCCUGCUGCAUAUGAGCAGGUUCCCUCCCACCUCCCUGCUCACAAACACCCAUACACUGCACAGUGUAGGUACAGGUCACUGUAGUAUCAGCUUGUAGAACAUAAUUUAAAAAUUGGCCGCUUACUAUAACUGCUAACGAGCCUUUGAUUUUUGGUUCUCGAAUCAUACCGCCCCUUACUUAGGGGCAUCUUACUUACUCUCUAUAGAAUUGAACAUGCAUAUAUCGAUGUGUACUGGCUUUCUGUAUUGGCGGAGUGUUGCGUUUAAGACACACACACAAACACACCGGCAAACGCACCUAAACUUAGUAGUUACAACAUACCAUAGAUAUUGUGUUAAGGGGUACUAAAGAGGAGAGAAAACAUCGCUGCCGUGUGUGCCACUGCCCGAGUGUGUUGUGUGAACAAGCGAAAAAGCAACAACAAACAAACAAACAAACAAAAAGGUUACUUGCAUGUGAUGCAUUGCAAACGUUUGAUAUUCCAAUAUAAUAUUAUACCACAAUUUUACUAAACACAGUCUCCGACGACCAACAAGAUCGUUUCACAAUUACUAAACGUUGUAAAAGCCGUUUUUGUUUUUCUUUCCUGCCAUGCGCGUUGGCACAUAAUGGAAGAAGCUACGCAGCAGUUUGUCGUUUCGGUGGUCUAAUCGUAUUUCGUUAAACCAGCGGAAUGAAUGUGUGGCGGGUUUGUGUGUGUGUGUUUUUGAAAGUGUUGUAAUUUAAACUCGGUGUAAAGGGGAUACGUUUCCCGGGCAUAUACGAGUGUGAGCAUUAGGUUAUGAGUUUGGCAAGGCAAACCGAUGUUUUGGUUAAAUAUUGUGUGUGUUCCCUCCGUACCCUUCGCUCCUCAUUCCCGGAACGUUAAAGAAUUAACAAAACAUAAACACGUUAAACAUCAUGACGCAACGAUCUCUUCAUUAAAUGAAAAUAAAAUAAAACAUUAAAAAAACAACAUCAAAAAA